UUCAGACACUUCAGAGACACUUCAGAGACGCUUCAGAGACGAUCAUGUUGAAGUUUCCUCUUCACUUCCUGUUGCUGGCGGUCCCUGUCGUCAUGGCGAUGCCUGAGCCAUUCUACUCAGGCGACGGGGAGUCUCCUCGCUUCCUUCCUCCGAUGCCUCCUUACCCGCCCAUGGACGGCCCCGAACAUUAUCCCGACGGAGACAACAUGACGGGGACCCCGGAUGGCGCCGUGGAGGCUUACUGUCAGAUGCUGCUGCAGGGCCCGGAGCCCGUCCCCGCAGACCACAUCCCCUGGUACUGUCUCUGUACACACUGUAAGAGCAGCCAGGGGCCCAAAGGGGACAGAGGAGACCGUGGACCACCAGGUCCUCCCGGCAGUCCUGGACCAAGAGGGUUGACGGGGUUCAGAGGUCCUCCAGGUUUCGUGGGCAGACCAGGAGUCAAAGGACAGAAAGGAGAUGAGGGACUGAAGGGGGACCGAGGACUGCAGGGCUUUAUGGGAUCCAAAGGAGAGCGAGGCUUUAAAGGGGAGAAGGGGGAGCCAGGUCUUGAGGGACGUAUGGGGGAUCAGGGUCCUAAAGGAGACGAUGGCGUCUGUCCCGGUGACUGUGAGGCCACUGAGGGUCCCCCAGGACCUCCCGGUGUUCCUGGCCCUGUGGGGGUCAGAGGUCCACAUGGUGAACCUGGACUGCCGGGACCUAAAGGACCAAAGGGGGACAUGGGUGAGAUGGGUCACCCUGGUGUUCCUGGAUCUGAGGGAUUGAAGGGAGAACCAGGACCUAUGGGGGACUGUAACUGUACAGACGGAGAGGAUGGGGCCCCAGGACAGAGGGGGGACAAGGGAGACAAAGGGGACCAGGGACAGAUGGGGCCCACAGGGCCGAUAGGGACACAGGGGAUAAAGGGAGACAUGGGGCCCAUGGGAAUGAUGGGUCGUCCCGGUCCCUGCAUGCCCGGCGUCCAGUCGGCCUUCGCUGCAGCACUGACGACCAGUUUUCCCCCACCCCUCGCCCCCGUCAUCUUUGCCCACGUUCAUUACAACAUCCAGGGGAGCUAUGACCCCACCUCUGGCAUCUACACCGCCCCCGUCAAUGGCACCUAUGUCUUCAGCUUCCACGUCUCCGUCUACCAGCGAGUCCUCAAAGUUGGCCUGUUCCAUAACUUCCAGGCAGUUGUCAUAAACACAUGCGUCAAACCAUUUGGGACAACCUCGCAGUCCGUCGUCCUCCACCUGGCCCGCGGGGACAUUGUGUGGGUCCAGGUGAAGGACGCCGUCACUAAUGGCAUGUACGUCAGUAAUGAAGCCAGCAGCACCUUCUCCGGCUUCCUGCUACACCCUGACAUGUGUGACAUGCCCUUACUGAGAGCGCCCAUCGUACCUGUGAAUGGCACCUACACCUGGCCCGCGUCCUCUGACCCUAUUCCCACCGCUGCUGAUGAGUAA
This is a messenger RNA of Epinephelus fuscoguttatus (brown-marbled grouper), 1445 nucleotides long. Its product is annotated as complement C1q tumor necrosis factor-related protein 7. The record is from RefSeq and is a predicted model, not a curated record. Gene Ontology annotation, molecular function: protein binding. The transcript has 5 exons. Lineage: Eukaryota; Metazoa; Chordata; Actinopteri; Perciformes; Serranidae. The coding region runs from base 45 to 1445 and encodes 466 amino acids.